Molecule: messenger RNA, 1146 nt
Organism: Mya arenaria
Lineage: Eukaryota; Metazoa; Mollusca; Bivalvia; Myida; Myidae
Product: extracellular protease-like
Exons: 3
Coding region: 1-1146 (381 amino acids)
Source: RefSeq, a predicted model, not a curated record
AUGGCUUCAUUAAUAGUAGCUGGUGUUGUUGCGGCAGUAACUGAAGGAGCCACCGCAGUUGCAGGAACAGUAGCCACAACUGAAGCAAUAGCUGGAACAGCAGCUGCUGUUGGUGCUACAUCUGAAUUGGCAAUAGCUGGAAGUGCUGCUACAGCUGCAGCCAGUGUAGCUGCUGAAACAACAACUGUAGCAGCUGGAAGUGCUGCAGCAGCAUUAAUAGAUAUUGGUGCAGCUGCUGAAACAUGUACUCUAGCAACAUCAGGAGGUUUAGAUAUUGCAGGAUUAUCAUCUACUAGUUCAAUAGCAGCUCUUGGUGAAGUAGGCGGAACAGCAUUAACAGGCGUAUCAAGUAUGACACCAACAAUAGCAGAAGUAGCUGCAAUGCAAGCAGGACUAGCCAAUGUCAAUGCAUUAAUAGCGGCUGAAGAUGCAGCAUAUUUCGGAGGUGUUACUGCUGCUGGAGCAUCAGUUGGUGGUGGUACAACAACAGCAGCAGCAUCAUAUUUAUCUACAUUCCCAACUUUAAAUUCAUAUUUACUAUGGGGAGCAACUUCAGCUGGUGCCGCUCCAGGUGCUGUAUAUGAGGCAACAACAGAAGCCAUUACAUUGGGACUUUCUGCAACUGCUGGUGGUGCUGCUUCUGUUUCUACUGCAACAUUGCUUGAAAUAAUAUCUUCUGUAGCUGCAACUGCCAUAGGUGCUGGUUUUGGCAUAGGAGAAGCAAUUGCUGCAUACUAUGUAACAGCGUCAUAUGCAAAGAAAGAGAACACAGAAGAGUUAACUGAAUGUGAUGCUUACCAAACAGAAGUUGACAAAGUUAUUGACAAUUUUGACCCAGAAGAGCUCUUGCCAGAAGCUUGGGAACACAUAGCAACACAAACGGAACAGAAAAAAGUAGAAACUACCUUCAGUGCGAUUGUUCCUGAACACAACUUCUUAGACCCAAAGAACAUUACAGCUGAACGACUGAAAGUACCAAAGCCAUCAACUCACCCGUUUUCUCUCACCUCUACAGUACAACACAAUGAUACUUACUAUUAUCAGAUAGUUACAUCCUUAAAUGAACAGCAAAGACAACUUUUUGACUUCACCUACCAAUGGGGCGUGGAAAUCAAAUUGUCACAGAAUCCUCCGAAACCAUUUUAA